Ylistrum balloti is the source of this 7801-nucleotide messenger RNA. RefSeq names its product TBC1 domain family member 14-like. Lineage: Eukaryota; Metazoa; Mollusca; Bivalvia; Pectinida; Pectinidae. The record is from RefSeq and is a predicted model, not a curated record. The transcript is spliced from 12 exons. The coding region runs from base 1 to 2457 and encodes 818 amino acids.
AUGGGCAAACUUGAUUUGCUUCUUUUAGUACGGAAAAAUGAGAAGAUGAUAUUAGGCAUGUGUGAAGAUCUGCCUUCUGCUUCAUAUUCCGGUGUACUCUCAACUGAAUCGAAAGAUACCAUGAGGUUUGUUGAUAGCGAAAACAAUGUUGAUGUUGACAUUCUGAAAUCUCGUAUUAAAGAGACUACACACAAUUGCUUUAGCAGCACCAAUGGUGCAAAUGGCAGUGAAAGACUUUUAUCAGACGACAGCAAUUCAAAGGAAUGCGACUUAAGUUGUAGUUCAGAAGAGGGAUGCAAUGGAUCUGAUGAACCUGAUUGCAAACGGUCAAAUAGUUCUUCAUCAGUAUCAGAUGAGAAAAUAUCUCUCUCAAAUGACAGUUAUCAGUCUUACUGUGAGUCCGGGUUAGAUCCUGGUGUGAGAUUGAAAUCUGGACUUCUUAUAUCACCAAUUACUCUCACUCAAGAUGUUCCACUGGACAUUAAUGAAGGGUCUAAUAAUCGUUUGUCUACUGUUCUGCAAAACAUUCAGUUGCCACUUGUGUACAUUCCUACCACUCGUCAACUAGUCACCAACAAGAAGGGGACUGAGAAUAGUCAAGGAGCCUCUAGUUCAGUUGAUGUACCUGAGGAAGCGGCUGCAUGCAAUGCAGGUGCAUUAUCUGAACAUGACAGUAACCAGAGCACAUCAACUGAAACUAUACUCAAUAUUGAUGAUAUUGACCAAAACUCAGAGAUAUUAAAGCAAACCAAUUUAGACACUGGAAGUUUAGGUGAAACUGAUUCUUUGUUGAGAUUAAAGGAACCAGACCAGCUUACAUGUAGCAGUUUGGAUCUGGAUUCUGGGAUUCACAGGGUACAUACUGGAGAUUCUCUCCUGCGGACAUUCAAUGAUGCCUCUAGCCUCUCUAGUCUUAGCACUUGUACAGACUUUUCUGUGUCCGCAGCCUCCAUAGAUGAUGGUGAAGGGACAGGACUUUGUAUAGAUACUGGUGAUGGAGGAUUUAUGGAAAUCAAUCUUCAUUCUAGAAAUUCUUUUGAACGAUGUAAAAAUGGCUCUCAAGACAGUGGAAUUGAUGAUAGAGGUGCUAAGCCGAAGCGGAAAGGCAUUUCUGGGUUUUUAUCAAGGAACAUAUUUUCCCGCAAACCAAAAGAGCUAGAUCCUGAAUCUGAACAACAGGGAUGGAAGCUGUUUGGGCGAGUGACACCGAAACAGGUGCCUGUUAAGGACCCUGAACAGAUCUCCCUGGAAUACAAACAACGAGAGAAUCAGAACAAUUCUGUCAAGACAGCAAAAAAGCAGGAUAUUGAGGUCAUGUCAACCACAGCAUUGAUACUCGAAAACAGACCCAUGAAUCUGCCUACCAAAGAUCCUGAGGAGGCAGAGAGACAUCGACAGCAGUAUGAGACUAUGAUUGAGGCUGCAAAGAAAAAAGAACAAAGAGAUUUAAAGAUGAAGAGAAAACAACAAAUGCAGCAAAUUAAACAGGAGGAUCAGCUAUUAGCAGCAGCGAAAAAAUGGACCAACGAAAUUCUGCCGAACUGGGAGACAGCGAAAACAUCUAAGAAAACGAGAGACCUUUGGUGGCUAGGGAUUCCUCCAAUGGUACGAGGGAAGGUGUGGAAACUGGCCAUAGGCAAUGACCUCAAUCUUACACAAGAAUUGUAUGAGAUUUGUGAAAGUCGAGCAGAAGAUAGAAUCCGGCUGACAUUGACAGCUUGUGAUCCAGGAGAAGUAUAUGGUACCUCUGAGACCUCAUCUGAGCCUCCGUCCAGUAAAGAAUCUAGUGUUGAACUUAUCAAACUUGAUGUAUCACGAACAUUCCCUCAGCUCUGUAUAUUUCAAAAGGGUGGACCAUAUCACGACCUGUUACACAGCCUACUUGGUGCUUAUGCCUGCUACCGGCCUGACGUGGGUUACGUACAAGGUAUGUCUUUCAUCGCAGCAGUUCUUCUACUCAACAUGGAUGUAGCUGAUGCCUUUCUUGUUUUUGCCAAUCUUCUUAACCGACCAUGUCAAGUGGCCUUCUUUAGGAUAGACGAGGAAAUGAUGAAGUCUUACUUUCAAACUUACGAUGAUCUUUUCCACGAAAACAUGCCUUCAUUGCAUCGACAUUUUAUGAAAAACAGCGUGACUCCAGACUUAUACAUUAUAGACUGGAUAUUCACCUUGUUCAGUAAGUCCUUGCCCCUUGAUGUGGCCUGUAGAGUUUGGGACAUGUUUUGUCGGGAUGGUGAAGAGUUCCUCUUCCGUACUGCAUUAGGAAUUCUGAAGAUGCACGAGAAUGUUCUGAUACAACACGAUUUCAUCCACUGUGUCCAGUUCCUCACCAAGCUGCCAGAGACAUUAUGUGCCGAUGCACUAUUCAGAAGUAUAGAAUCUGUGAGGAUGAACAUAGACAAGAAAAGAUUCACACAAAUACUGGCUGGGAACAAAGAGACCAAGGACAACACGUGAUCACUGUGGUCAUUAGGGGAUAGGGAUUAGUGAUGAUGGGACCCAACAGGAACCAUGUUCACAAGGGGAUAGGAAGUAGUGAUGAUGGGGCCCAUAAGGAACCACGAUCACUGGGGAUAGAAAAUGGUGAUAAUGGGGCCCCAUCAACAAUAUAUUUGUCUAGUGUAACUAGCUUUGUGAUACAAUUAUGGUUGAGAAAUAGUGAAUUUUGAAUAGAGAAAAAAUGAAAUAUUGUGAAGAAUGCUGUUUGGAAGAUGAGAUUGAUUUUAGAAUAAUGAAGAUGUCAGAAGAAUAUUUGACAGAUCUGUUGGAUGAGAUUAAUAGUCUAUGGGAUACAUAUCGCAUAUAUAGUUAGUAUGGAAACACUAUAUUUAAUACAUCUUGUUUGCCUGGCCAAGUGCUGGAGUGGCCCCUAAAGGACAUGAUUACUUCACCCUGAGAGGGAAAAUAUCUUGAUAUUGUUUGUUUGUUCCAGGACUAUUUCUAAGGUAACUAUUGCCAGAUCAUGGUAUAUACGAACAACCAGGGAUUUUGUAUGAGGUAUUUGCUGUGUUAAUCAUGUUGGAUUUCAUUCGCAAAGAACAAUAAAUAUGUUCAAUGGUUGUAUUUAAUAUACCUGUUACCUCAAUAUAUACACUGAUAUUUCCCAUACUGAGUUGUACUUGCUCAAACAUUUUGCAAUGGUACAAAAAUAUUGAAAGCAGAAUUUUUUCAUGAUGCAUUAUAAAAUGCUAUUUACCACCUUGUUUUCUGACAGAUCAUUUCAGUUUAAUUAUUUAUUGUAGCUGGAAUGUAAACAGAAGUCACUUUAUUUGGAAUUUGUAAUUGAUUGUCUGUCCUUUGAUAUGAAGUUUUGUCAAUGUUAUCUCCACAUUUCAAUUACCCAACUCUGAAUUAUUUGGAAGUCAGGUUAGUAAGAUUAUGAUGUCAUGUAGUGAACUGUUUUCCGUGUGUUGCCUGUGAGAUUUAUUGUUACGGUACGUGUAAGCAUAAUGUGACACUGAGGAAGCUGGUCUUCUCAUAUCUAUUGCCCUAACAUCUAUAACUGUUCCCCUAAUUUUCUUGUGUCCAAUAGUAACUUAAAACAUUUCCUCUUUGUCCAUUUUCUGUGUCACUUAUAGGCCUUUUUAUUUCCUAUCAUAAAACACUAUCCACUGUUUGUAUAUGCCUCUGCCAUGUUAAAGUGGAUUUGAAAAGUAAUGUGUUCCCAUGUCUGUAUGUCCUGUCAUAUCAUUGUGUCCUACCUAUUGUCAUAAUGUAUCCUGUUGUGUGUCCUGUCCUGUCCUGUCAUGUCAUGUUGUCUUGGGAUGUCCUCUCUGUUUUGUCCUGUGUUGUCCUGUUGUCUUGAUGUGUCCUGUCCUGUCCUAUUGUCUUGAUGUGUCCUAUCUGUUCUGUCCUGUCCAUUUGUCUUGUGGUUUUCUGUCUUUGUGGCCUAUCCUGUUGUCUUGAUAUGUCUUGUUGUCAGUCCUGUCCUAUUGUCUUGUGGUGUCCUAUCUGUUCUGCCUUGUCCAAUUGUCUUGUGUUGUUAUGCCAUUGUGUCCUUAUUUGUUGUAAUGUCCUUUUCCAAGUCAAUCAACUUCAUAUCACUUUUUUAUAAGGUCAAGUGUAAAAGAUAGUUGCAUGAAAAUCUGUUCAGUUUCAUUGGCAAUGUUAUCAUUACUAUUUAUAGAAAAUGAUCAACUGAUUUGGUGAAGUCACUCUAAUAACUUAUUUCUUAAGGAAUGUUGAUGAGCUAUAUUAUAAGACUGUAACAAACAAGUUUGUGUGUCACAGUAAAUAUACUUAUUGGCACGUGAUACAGUAAUUACAAUAAUGUUAAGAGUCUUUCUUUUGUCUUUUUCUAAAUCAUGACAUGCUGCUUAUCUUCUGUCCAUGUUGCUAAGCACUAGAAGUUAGACUUCACAUGUCCAUAGCUAAAGCAUUAUUGAUUAAUCUGCAGGUCCAUUAUUAUAGCAUGGUGGCUUACUGUUGUUAAAGUCACAAUGUGAAAUGAGGUCAACAGUGCUUUUGGAGUCAUGAUUAUGACAUGAUAUGUCAACAAGUGAUCAUGAGUAAGGUGUCUUACUGUCAAAAAAAAUUCUAAAUUCUAUGUGGUAAUUUUUUUUUGUGUGUUUUUUUUUUAUGGCAUCAGGUCGCCAAUGUCAUAUUUUUGCUGAAAACAGUUGAUUUUCUUGAAGUAUUUCUGUCAAAUUUUAUACUGUGGUUUAAGAAUCAGGCCUUGUUAAAUUCAAGUACAUGUAUAAAUGAAAUUAAAUCUAAGGUUUAAACUCUGUGGAUAGAACCUUAGCAAAAUCUUAGUUAAGACCAAAAUUUUUAAAUCAACUGUCAGAAUUUCACCACUCAAUAAACGGACUUUUUGUGUACAAAUACUCCAUCAAUCACAAUAACUUGGGACAUCUUUGGAACUACAGUACAUAUAUACAAAAAGUGAAUUUCAGAAUACUGUGCACAUACAAGUUGUCUCCCUUUGUUAAAUUUCAUGGCAGUGUUUGUUGGAAAAGUGAACUAAAUGACUAUUACAAAUGAAUUGUUAAAUAGUUUUAUAGUUGACAUAGAUCAUAUUAAGUGGAAGAGAUGGAAUUCAGAUGUCUUGCAAUAUUCAAACAAUACUCAUGCCAUUGGCCUUGUAAAUAAAUAAGUCCUCUAGAUAUGAAAUACUGAGAUACGUUAUGUUUAAUGUGUUAAUGUUAGGCGUUUGUUUUGGUUGUACUUGAAGAUUAUAUUCAAUGAAAAGUAUUUUAUUGUGAUGGACUGGUGUGAGUAUGUUGAUGGAUGUAUAUAAAAUGAGUGAUUUGGAGAAAUUUUUACUGACAGAGAGAGUAUGUGGCCAAUCAGGGACCAGAUUUUUACAUUAAACCUCGGUUUCUUUACUAUAAUUUUCCUAUUAAACCUUGUGAUAUAUUACUAGAUUGGGCAUUCUUUCAUUGAUUGAUUUGUAUUUUUGUGUAUGAGUGUACAGACAGAUGCCUAAAACAAGAUCGACAAUGAAUCAAAACUUUGUACAUUUACACAUCAGUACUCUCCAAACAAGAUAUGAAUUCUUACCAACACCAUACAACACUUUACAAUUAGAUAAAAUUUAGUUGUCAUAUAGAAUUUAUUUGCCUCAGUAUGUUUUCAUAUUUAUGCCUUAUAUGGUAACACAGAAGAAAUCACCAGAUAGCUGAUUUCAGACCUCUGUUUUUGAUCCGAUUUGUGAAGCAGUGUGAUAGAAGUUUUAAAAAUAGCUUCUAUACAGUAUACAUUGAUAUCUGUACAUAAGGCUUUGUAUAUAUUUUCAAAUACCACUUUUGUAAGAUGAAAUUUAUUUUGUAUACAAGUAACAUUGAUCAGUGUACUAAGUGUUUUCCUAUAUACCAGGUUAAACUGGUUAGCAAAUCUCUGUAACAUGAGGUAAAACCAUAAAUGUUAUGGGUUCCAUAGGAAAACAAGAAAAAUAUCAGAUCCUUGAGUUCUUUUACAUAGUGUAGUAUAUUAAGAUGAUCUUUUAAUAUUUUAUAAACAAUGAAGCUAAUCUAGGGGUUUGUGACAGUCAGGAGUCUUUUAAAUGCAAUAUCAAUAUGGCUUAAUGAAAACUGAUAAUCAUCAAUUAUUUCAUCUGUAGCCACAAUUUUAAUGCUCCUUAUACAUUAUUACAAUUUCAUCUAUAUGAUGGACUAUACAUCACCUCCUGUAUCUUCCCCUUUUACAUCAAAUUAUCUUCUGUUCCGUGCACUAUCUGUACAUUAUUGAUUUUUUAGUAUCAGCCUUUGUUUUAUAUAGAAGUAAAAAACACACCUAAAAUCUUCAGAUGUGAUUCUGUCACUCGUACAUAUCUACCACUUUCUUUUAUUUAGAAGAAAGUAAAUAUACACAUCUUCCUAUACUUAUAAGUCCAUGUCUGGUUAAAAGCCCAUCCAUAAUUAUUGUUGUUCAUUGUAAUUACAAACAAUUGUUAUUUCAUUGUCAUGCAAUAAGCCUACCUUGGGCUUUGAGUGAGAUUUGGUGAUCCGUGGGCUUAUUACAGGAUAAAUAGAGUAUAUUUUGUUUCACUAGCUUCAUUCAAAAUGUUGGGUAAUAUUAUUUUGGGUUCUAUAACUUUCAGUAUUUUGCUUGCUCUUGGAGAAUUUUUUGAUAAGGACAAAAUACUGUGGUUUGAGUGUGAAUUUGCUCACUUAUAAAUUAACAGAAUGUAAGUUUUGUUCAGGUUACCUCCACAACCAAUAUUCACAUUAAAAAAUCCAAAAAAUGUAAUUGUCAUUCAUUUUUUGGUUGUACAGAUAUGUAACAUGAAAUGCUCAAAUUCUUAUGCAUAGAAGUUGCACAUGUUUGUUGAGGAUGUGAUAACCGAGACAGAAUUGUGUGAGGUACUUAUAUUUCUAGUAAAUCUUGUGUUUAUUGGUAGGAAUUUCCUUUAACUCUCUCUAGAAACAUACACUGCUACGUCUUAAGUCCUUAUUCUUGAUUCUAUGUUGAUUUUUAAUAAGCAAUUAUACUAUUGCUUCCUUGAUAAUUAUUGUCCAUGCACAUAUAACAAGAUAUAGAAGUCUGCAUAUGGUGGACAGUAUAUAAGAAAUGUGAUGAUGUUAAAUGUAUCCUGUUGUGCUUGCUAGAACAUAUGUAGUUUGUAUACUAUAACAUGUAAAGAUAGUGCUUGCCAUGUAUACUAGACAGUGAAUAACUUAUUGGACAAGAUGCAAUGCAGACUAUGAUAAUGAUAGCUAUCUGUUGUGGAAAAAAUAAGUUAUUAGAUUGCAGAAGGACCUGUUUAUUUAUCCAGACAGUAUGGCACAAUGGUAGAAGACUUUAGAAUGUCACAUUUGUCUGCAGGUUGUCUGAAUAGACUUCAGAUAGACCUAUGAGACUUCAUUUAAUCAAAGUGGAUGUGAAACUAUCUGUUGCCAUCAUUUCCAUUGGUCCAGCCAUAUCAUCUGAUUAAAUAAAAAAAGUGCCCAAUGUGUAUGUAAAGAGAGAUGUGUUUGCAUGUCUAUAAGGUGUGGGGAAUGUAAGUAAUGAUUAGAUAUAGACACUCCCUCAGAAGUAAACAAGACAAAAUUGUCUUGUAGUGACACAACCCUUAAAAUUGAGCCUUCAAAUCUGUAAAAUUUUACACAAGGGCUGUGAUAUAAAAAUAAAUACUCCAAUAUCACUGACUUUUUAAGGAUAACACACAUUAUAGUGACCAACUUAUAACUGUUGGUGUAGUUUAGCAAAAGUAAGUGUUGAGUGCUGAACAGGGGACAAGAAAAUUUCAAGAUUAUAUUUUAACGUAACUUGAAUGAUCAUUAUCAUGGUACUUAUAUAAAGAUUGUGGUCGCCUUCAUUUAAUCUUGUCCAAAAUCAAUUUAUUUUUAUAUAUUACACA